GCAUGCCUGGUGCCCCCCGCCGAGCUCUCGGCGAACCCAGCUUUGGCUGGCUUGCUGCGGGCUUUGGCGGCGAAGCCAGAACUGGCGGAGAGGCUCCCAAAGUAUCGCGGCGGCAUGGUGGAAAGCUUUGCUCAGCAGCUGUCGGAAAGCCUCUCACAGCAGCUCGAGGCGCUGAAGCUGCCCCCCAGUCCCGCGGCUACGCGCUUUGUCGGCCGGUUUUGGUCCCUGGAGCGAAAGGAAGGCGUGUGGCACAGCAUUGAAGCUGCGGACGAGAAGGCCGCCGAUGAGUCUCCCAGCACCCCUAUGGAGGAGGACACCGGCUCGCCCCUCAGCAACGCGGGGCUGGUGGACCUUCUUCAGACCAUGAGCAAGUUUGGUGAUACCCGGCUUCCUUCCACGACCUGGGACUUUGAUUGCAGGCGGAGAGGUCUUCUGACCACGCCUAUGGUAGCGUCCCCGACUGCCGCGCCGACACCGCCGCGAGGUGCCGAGGGCCUCUUCCAGGGCUGCAGAGACCUGGAGCAGCGCCUGCCGAACUUGGCCUUCGGUCAGCUACCCGCGCUCACCUCGAAGCCUUUGCAGUCCUUGGACUUG
This is a messenger RNA of Symbiodinium sp. CCMP2592, 594 nucleotides long. NCBI's taxonomy places the organism in Eukaryota, Dinophyceae, Suessiales, Symbiodiniaceae. The record is from the annotation of a GenBank genome assembly.